Messenger RNA from Ostertagia ostertagi, 342 nucleotides. NCBI's taxonomy places the organism in Eukaryota, Metazoa, Nematoda, Chromadorea, Rhabditida, Trichostrongylidae. The record is from the annotation of a GenBank genome assembly.
AUGAAAGCACUCGCUGGAACCCAAAUCGUCCUAGUAUACUAUGGAGGAGGACUGAGCACUGAGCUUGUGCUAUCAACAACUGACUCCCAGCUUCUUAAAAUCUUUCUCGAACAGCAACCAUUUGAAUAUGUUGACCCCAACGCUCCUCCUGAGUCUCCCAAUGAUGCACUUCUUCUAGGACUGAAAAGCCAGCUGACUGCACGAGGAUUGGUGGCGUUGGUAUCGCGUGGAGGUGAUUUCCCCAUCGACGAAGCGAUAGCAAAACAGCUAUCUUCACAAGAGCCGAACUUCGGGUCUUCACUGAACAAGAUGCAUCCAAUUUCACAACUUUGGCCAUGCUAG